AUGCCAGAACAGUUGCCUUACGCCGCUGCAGUUAAUGUCCCACUCAUCAAGUCACCCAGUCUCAGAGUUCCCCAAAGAGUUCAACUUCCACCCGACAUACAUCCCUUACCAGAUUCAGUAACUCCAUAUUUCGUCUACCCCUUCACACUGGAACCCCAUAUAAUCACACUCGAGUCCUCACGCCGAAGCACAAUAGCCGCACACACUGCCCGCCGAGAAGAAUAUCUCCGGUCACGGGAAAGUGAGAAGGAGAGACGAAAGCGUGACGCAUUGCGAAAGAUCGCGCCUGGCUUCGAACCGAGCGGGAACGUUCUCGUGCCGACUAAAAGCGUUUCUAGCGGAGGGAACGAAGAGGGGAAAACACAUGAACGAACGAGAUCGGUUAUGGAUGAUUUGGUGGAUCAACUGGCAGCGCUUGACUCUGCCUCCACAGGGCCGUCUCAACAUCCAUCGUAA
Laccaria bicolor S238N-H82 is the source of this 456-nucleotide messenger RNA. RefSeq lists its product as uncharacterized. The transcript is spliced from 4 exons. Bases 1 to 456 code for a protein of 151 amino acids. The record is from RefSeq and is a predicted model, not a curated record. Lineage: Eukaryota; Fungi; Basidiomycota; Agaricomycetes; Agaricales; Hydnangiaceae.